AUGGCGGCGGCCACGGCGGAGGAGGCGGUGGCUGCUGCGGCGGCGGCUGCUGCUGCUUCUGGACCCGCGGAGUGGGAGGUGCCGACGAAGGCGCUGCGGGCUUUCACUUGGCUUUGGCAGGAGUUCAUGUCGGACUGGGAGGCCCAGGACUUGCGCGCCGCCCUCUUCCAGCUGCUCCUGCUCUGGCUGCUGGUGAGCUUGCUCGGCAUCCAGGUGGCCUGGCGGGUCUACGGCAACACCGUCACGGGCCUCUACUACCGGCAAGGUAGGGCUCCCUUCCGAGGCGGGCGCUGCAGCAGCAGCUGCCGCCACCGCCGCCGCCUUCUUUGUUUACCUCGCGUGACCCACCCAGCGCUUCCUCUGGCUUCGGCGUAAUCCCCACCCCGGGGUAGCUGCCUCUGGGUUGCUGCUCCGCUUUCGCUUCCUACCCCGUGGCUACGCCUCGCGCUUCUUCUCCUGGCUCUCUUGUGUCCCUCGAAGCCUCGACCUUGCAGGUUGCUAAGGGUCAGUGCCCGAGUCCCCAAACCAAAUGCAACCCCUUAUGGAUGAACAGUGGCUGCCCCAGUUGUGAUGCAGGCGCAUAUUUGCUGAGCCGUGGCAACUGGACUUGGAGGCAGACCACAUUUAAGACUAAAAAAAGAAAAGAAAGAAAGGAUGGGCUUUGGAGAUGGCUGCCAAGCUCUGUUGCAACAGCCAACUAUUCUACACGGUGGAGACUCCAUCUGGUUUAAGGGCCCAUCCUCUCUUCGAAGUGGUCCUUUCUAAAACUAGUUGUUACCGUCCAAGUCUGUUAGAUGGCCCUUUUUGUCCUGUCAUGUUGGGCCACAACAGCAGCCGUGCUGGGCACUGUUCCUAAUGCCACAAUGAAUACCAAUUCUACCUAUCCUGCUGCUGACUGACUCCAGAAUUGUACAGUAAUUGGAUACCAUCCAGGUCCUAAACUGACCCUGGUGAGAUAGUAGAUAGAGGGCAGGUUUUGAAAGGUACUUUGCUAUAUGCAUGGCACCCAGAUGCAGUUGUUUACCUGGGUUUCUCUCUGCUGACAUCAGGGACCCCAUGGGCAUAGCCAGGGGGGAGCUCCCCCCCCCAUGCACAAAAGGAGAAGCCUGCCCCAUAAAAAGCCCAACAAUCAGAUCCCCUAAAUACACCUCCAGAAAGAUUCUCCUUCCUUUUGUAAUACUUGACUGAGACUGCUGGGUGCUUGAAUAAGAGUAUUUCUUCUGUCCUCCUCAACUGCUGGGAUGCAUAAUCAUGACACAAAGAGCUGCUUAACCAUUUUUCUUGUGUGAAAUAAUGGUGUGUGAUUUGUAUUCUGCUGUGAUUUGUCUUUGGAACCUGCAGUAUAAAGUGGCUACCAAACAAGUAACAGUAGCUAUAUUGCACCCUAAUUUUUAGGCAUAUGUCUUGAGCAAGAGGUAGAAAACUUACUACACCAUAUUUGCAACGUAUGUUUGCAAUAUGUUGCAAAUAUUGUGUAGUAUGUUUUCCACCUCUUUCAACAUCUGUUUUUCUCCUCGCACCCAAGUUAAGAGUCAUGUGUCGAAGACAAAUGUCACUGAAGCUUAUGACUGCAAUCCACUAACUGGUUUAACCAGUGCCUGGAUUUAAGCCAAUUUAGUUCUACCACCUUCAAUGGGACAUUCACCUUAAAUCUAUUUGCUUUAAUUUAAUAGGGUUUGUGUGAACUGGACUAAAAAAAAUCAUAUUAAAAAUGACCUUUAGUAUCCAACCUUUCUCUUGUCAAAAACAGAGAUCAUGUUAAUUUGGGAAGGGUUUUGGAAUAACUGACUGGCAUUAAUUUUUAUUUUCAUCUGUUACAUACUUUUCUUGGUAAUCUUUUUGGUCAAAACUUUUCAAACUAAUGAUCAGUUAAUUGUCAGGAUUAAACUAUAUAUCCUCUCAUGUGUCUAGGAAUAUAGGAAGGGGUCUUAUAGCAGGCCACCCCAUUGCUUCACCUGACUUAGUAUUGUUUACAUCAGCAGCAUUUCUUUUGAUUUUGAAUUGUGUUGGCAAAGGAAGCGGGAUUUGCAGCUGCCACUGAUCACAAGCUGAUCUACUUGGAGUCAAAGGACUGCCAGAUGAGAAGUCUGCCUGACUAACAAUAUUCUCUUCUCCUUCCCAGGUCCGGGAGGGCAGAAUGGAGGGACACCAGAUGGAUCCUCGCACUUCUCAAUGUGGUGAGUUGAUUUAUCCAUUGCCUUCCAGCCCCUCCAGAUGAUGGAAUCGGUGCUCAUGGGGAUCUGAUGCUGGAGGAAUACAGGAUGUGUAAUCCCUUUUAACUCGUGAUUUAAAGUUUCGGUCUGUUUUGUUUUCAUUUAGGGAGAGUUCAAGUAAUGAGAGUAUGAAAACGCAUCGGGAGUGA
Messenger RNA from Podarcis lilfordi (Lilford's wall lizard), 2362 nucleotides. The record is from the annotation of a GenBank genome assembly. Lineage: Eukaryota; Metazoa; Chordata; Lepidosauria; Squamata; Lacertidae.